Molecule: messenger RNA, 3550 nt
Organism: Mercenaria mercenaria
Lineage: Eukaryota; Metazoa; Mollusca; Bivalvia; Venerida; Veneridae
Product: transaldolase-like
Exons: 9
Coding region: 89-1081 (330 amino acids)
Biological process (GO): pentose-phosphate shunt; carbohydrate metabolic process; pentose-phosphate shunt, non-oxidative branch
Cellular component (GO): cytoplasm; intracellular anatomical structure
Molecular function (GO): transaldolase activity
Source: RefSeq, a predicted model, not a curated record
GACUUACUUUUUGCUCGUUAGAAAAGUUCAUUGGGCGUCCCAGAUUACAAAUCCAAAAAUAACCAAGAUAAGACGGAUCCAUCUCAUUAUGACAGAGCCUGCGCAGAAGAAAACAGCAAUGUCAUCUCUUGAUCAGCUGAAGUCGUGCACGACAGUUGUCGCAGAUUCUGGUGACAUCGAUGUAAUUGGACAAUACAAGCCAACAGAUGCCACAACAAACCCUUCUCUUAUCCUGGCAGCAGCCAAGAUGCCACAAUACAAACAUCUCAUUGAAGAUGCCAUCACACAUGCCAAGUCUGCCAGCGAUAAUCUCUCGGGACAGCUUGAAGCUGCCAUGGAUAAAGUUUUCGUCAACUUUGGAAAUGAGAUCUUGAAAAUUAUUCCUGGCCGUGUGUCGACAGAGGUGGAUGCCAGGCUGUCAUUUGAUAAGGAUGAGAUGAUUAAAAGAGCCAAGAACUUUAUCGAUCUUUACAAGAAAGUUGGCAUUGACAAAGAAAGAAUUCUCAUCAAAUUGUCCUCAACUUGGGAGGGUAUAGAAGCAGCUAGGGUGCUUGAGCAGGAAUAUGGAAUUCAUUGUAACAUGACUUUAUUGUUCAACUUUCACCAGGCUGUAGCAUGUGCAGAAGCAGGAGUGACCUUGAUCUCACCUUUUGUUGGUCGUAUCUUUGACUGGUAUGUUCAGAACACAGGUCAGAAAGAAUUUGACUACCUUGAUGAUCCAGGAGUGAAGAGUGUUACUCGCAUUUAUAACUACUACAAGAAAUUUGGUCAUGAAACAGUUGUCAUGGGAGCCUCAUUCCGAAACACCAAUCAAAUCAAAGGUCUUGUGGGAUGUGAUCUACUCACAAUUUCACCUUCACUGCUGGAUAAGUUAUCCAAAUCAACUGAGGAGUUUAGUGAACAGCUAAAUGCAAAAGCAGCAAAGAAGUUAGAUAUUGAUCGUGUGGAGGUCAAUGAGAAGAUUUUCCGAUGGGAGAUGAACGAGGACACAAUGGCAAACGACAAACUUUCUGACGGAAUUCGAAGAUUUGCUGCUGAUGCUGUUAAACUGGAAACCUUGUUAAAAACAUAUCUUCAAUAAAAUAAUACAAAUAGACUUUAAAGUUUGAAUCAACAAACUUCUGAGGGAGUGCACAGCAGCAUUUUCAUCUCCCUGCCAAAAUCAUGGGAUAUAUUGAUUGAUAUUUCAUCAGUUGUCUUUCAUUUAUUUCAAAAACAUUUUACAAAUUUCUGUCAAGUUUUGCAACCAUAGAUUUUACUAAAUAUAUGACUAAAAUGUUGUUCACUUUGAAGCUAGCAAUAGGCAUGAACUUUUGGUAUUGUGUUUUUUUUGUGUGUGAUAAAUUAAAAAGUUUAAUUUUACAUGGCUUGGUUACUGCAUUAACUUAAUAGCAAUGGUAGAAAAAAAUGGUCCCAUUCUGUCAAGAGAGUCUCACCUUUUGUAUUCAUUAGAUUUUCUUUGUAAAUAUGUUUGCGUAUUAAAUGGGUUCUUUUUAUAUUAAAACCUCAAUGACAAAUUAAUAUAUAGAAAAUGUGAAAUGGUGCUCUUUGUAAAAGUAAUGAUAAAAACAUAGAUGUUUUUGUUCCUUAUUUGAAAUACUGGUAGCCUGUUAUACUUUAAAUGUCAAGUGCAGAUAAGAUUUGUAAGCUUGAAAACAUUGUUAUUUGAGCCGUGCCAUGAGAAAACCAACAUAGUGGGUUUGCGACCAGCAUGGAUCCAGACCAGCCUGCGCAUCUGCGCAGUCUGGUCAGGAUCCAUGCUGUUCGCUUUCAAAGCCUAUUGCAAUUAAAGAAAUCUUUAGCGAACAGCAUGGAUCCUGACCAGACUGCGCGGAUGCGCAGGCUGGUCUGGAUCCAUGCUGGUCGCAAAGCCACUAUGUUGGUUUUCCCAUGGCACGGCUCAUUUACUAAUUUUCAUUUAAAUAGAUGCAGCCAUUCAACUGGUAUGUUUUUCCUUCACAUAUACCGGUCACUAUAUUUAAGAGCAUUUUGCUGUACGCAACAACGUGGCUGUUUCAUUGUACCCUCUGCCAUAUUCCAUUGCAUGUAAAAAUCAGACAGCUUAUAGAUAUAAUCCUGCAAUUAUUGUCCUAGGUUUCAUUUUCAGCUGGAUGCAGUGCAUCUUGUAAUUUCUUUUAUCUUAAUAGUUCACUGAAGAAAGGAUAAAACUAAAGUGUUUCAUUGUUAAUUGAUGCUUGAUUUAAGUUUUGCAUUAGUUUUGGGUCAUAUGUUUUACUUAAAGGAAUUCAUUAAUUUUCUUAAAAUAUGAAUGUCCUGAUAUCAGACUGUAAGACUGUUUUGGAAUUUUGAAAGGUUUUACUUGUUAUCUAUCACAGGUUGAAUUUUUGUUAGCAGUUGUACACAGAUAAUUCAGAUAUUUAAUUAGUUAGGUUUUUUAUUCAUUGAUCAGGAAUACUUGACAAAUUGAAUUUCAGCUUUAAUGAUACAGUUGUAUGUUGUUAUUGGCGGUCUAUAUUCUUACAAGUGUAUCACAUUCCUUGUCGAUAUGCCUGACUUCGAGCUGGAAUGAGAAUUUCUUGUUUGUUAUUGUUGAAUUAUGUCUACCACUACACCACUACACUGUAGUGGGAGACAUAUUGAUUUACUCCUGUCUGUCUGUCUGUCCAUCCGUGUGUCCGUCUGUCACAAAUCUUGUCCACACUCUAAGUUGAACAUUUCUCAUACGAUCUUCACCAAACUUGAAAAAAUGUGUUUGCCAAUAAGUCCUCGGCCAAGUUCGAUAACUAGCCAAAUCAGCCCAGGCAUUUCGGAAUUAUGGCCUUUGAAUUACCAAAUAUUGCUAAAUAUCGCUUCCAGUAUCGACACUUUAAGUCAUUAGUAAAUCUUGUCCGCACUCUAAGGUUGAACAUUUCUCAUGCGAUCUUCACCAAACUUGAACAGAAUGUGUUUGCCAAUAGGUCCUCAGCCAAAUUCGAUAACUAGCCAAUUAAGCCCAGGUACUUCGGAAUUAUGGUCCUUGAAUUACCAAAAAUUGCUAAAAAACGCUGCCAGUAUCCGCACUCUAAGUCAUUGGUGCAUGGUUUACUCAGAUACAUAGCUAUUCAGAUGAUUAGGCAGUUGUGGGAGACAUGCGCUUUUCUUAAAAGCAGCUCUAGUUUCUGCAUGGAUUAGUACAUGUAUAUAUAAAAUUUAAAGUGCUAUUUUGCAACGAAAAUCUCAGUUUUAUUUUUCAUUUUGAAGAAAAAAGGCAGGAAGGUUUUAAUCUUUACAAACAAAUUAUUUGCUUGAUGAAAUGAAGUGAGAGUUAUUUUUGAUCAGUAUAUAUUUUUGCUUUGUUCAGCUUGACUUGGUACAAUUUCAGGUCUUUGUAGUUGAUUGUGCUAAUGUUUCAACCAAUUAGGUUUGUUAUAAAUGAAUUUAGGUCAAGAUUUAGGAAAUUCUUUGUUACUAGUUUACGAUAUAAUACAAAUGUAUAUGCAAAUUAUGAGUUAAUCAGAGAAUAUAUUAUAUACUAUUAGUAUAAUUUUUUGUGAUUUCUUUAUUUGAUUAUCUUUUUCUGAAGGAUAUUAAACUUUUCUAUGAAAUUUUA